GGCGGAGCGGGAUGAGGGUUUAUUUAUUUUCCAAGGCCCAGAGUGCGAACCACCAUGAGGGUUUAUUUUCCAAGGCCCCAGAGUGCGAACCACCGCUCUCCCGGCAUGUAUCGCCCCUGCAGUGCAGUGCGUAUCGGGCUCCUUAGUUGAGGAUGUUCCGCUGCUUCCUGCAGGAGGGCAGGAGUCUUAACAAGUCCCUGCUACACCUGCAGACUUUUAGCGUGGCUUCUGCUGUUCCGGGAACGGAAUUUCAAUUACGUUAGCAACAGAAGGUUCUAUCUGGUGAGACAGCAUAAGCGAACUGCUUGCGGAACGCGGCCGCCAACACUGCUUUGCUGGCUGAUGCUGAUGGCAGAGAGGCAAUUUACAUGGAAGCUUGUCUGCUGCCUAGAGUGCCUGCCUUCUGGACAGAAGGCAUCUGCAUCUGUUAUAAAAUACAUAUGUAUAGCUCAGUGUCUCAGUUUUAAUGUUCAUGCCUCAGCAGAAAUGUAACAUUUGGAAAAGAAGAGGGUUUUUCGAGUGCUGCUCUCUGUCGAGUGACCUUGCUGCUGUCAGCAUCUUAUUUCAUGUUAUUUUGAUUCGAAGUUUAUCUUCAUAGAUGAUGGUUACCAUUUUGCCUUAGCUCUGCAGUCUCUGGCAUUGUGUAUCUUAUCUGUUAUGCAAUAUGCUAUAUUGGCAGAAAGUAAUCACUUUUCUACCCAUGGUCAUUUGAGUUUGGUGUUUCAUGCUAGAAAACACGUUGUUAGCAGGUAAAUUCACGGGGUUGGAUUACAGCACUCUGUAAGUAGAAUUUUUUUAUUUCCCUAAAGAGUUCGGAGUUAAAUACACAUAUAUUUUUUUCUUGCUCAUAAACCCAGCACUUGAAGGUAUGUUGAAUCCAGGGGAAAAGGGAGGGUACAUCUCCUCAGGACUCUGUAAAUAUCUGUGCCUUGGUACUCUCACAAAAAUGUUUUGCAGGCAAUAAUCACCUGUGAGAAAUUACACUUGUAGUGUUUAAAAAUUCCCAUGUGAAAAAAGGCUGUUCAAGGAGGUCUGCAAGCCCUGGUGGGGAGAGCUGGAGACGUAUUUUGCUGAUGGAGAUCAGAAUUUGUUUUUCCAAGCAUGGCUGAUUUUGAUGAUGGCUCAUAAAGAUGAAGAAUAGCUGGAAAAGGCUAUUUAAACCUUCCUGUUUAAAAAAGUCCCAUGGUUUUUUGUGCUUGGAAGUUACCAAGCUCCAAAUCCAGCACUCCAAGGAGUCCUUGCACCCUCUCUAUGGUUCUGUUGAGGCCAAAGUAAAAAAAAAAAAAAGUUUGUGUGUAGAGCUACAUUUUAAAGUGGAAUAAAGGGCUUUAGCUCAACAUUUUCACGUUGGGCAGAGGAGCUAUCGGAGUGGGCUUGUACAAGCCUAAAAGGUACUUCAGGGAUUUUCUCCUGAUAUUCUUUUCAAACAGUGAAACAACCAGUGACUUUUAAAAAAAACUGUGGAGAGUGAUCAAAGUACUGAGUCUCUAAUCAAAAAGCUUUUCUGCUGAGAAGAAAUCAGACUUCUUGCAUUCCUCGGGAAAGAUUGCACCAGCCUUGGAGUGUCCGUGGUGGAGACACCAGUACAGGGCACAGGGCAGCCAACAGAGAAGCAGCUGAUUAGUGACAUGUGCUAGACACAUGUUGCAGCAGAAGGUUAAUGACCUUUACAUCCCUGUGAUGUAAUGUCGUGAGCUGUCACAUCCCUGAUGUGCUGAGCUGUCUGUUCCUAUGGGUAUGAAUAUUUCAGAGAUCACCCAUGUUGGAAUUGAGCAGUGGUUACAGAGGAACACCAAGGUCUUUGAAAUUCAUUGUUUUAUCAGCUGCUUUUGGCUGUUGGAUGAACAGCCCUCCCACUGCAAUGUCGAGUCCAAACAAAGAUCAGCUCAGGACAUCAUCCAUGUGGCAUCCCCCUCUUGAAAUGCCCAUUUCCACUUCCUCCUCUGCACGUGAGCACAUAGUUUGGAGGAAUCACAUUCCUCCCUGUUGAGUCUGCUGUCUGUGAUAAAUAACAAUUAGUAGCAGUAGCUAAGAAUUACAGAUUGCUACUACGGAACGAUUGGAAUUAGUCAAGAGAAAGUGUCAACAGCAACAGUAACCCUGUUAAAUUCUAAUCACGCUUGCAGCUCUCUUUGCAGCUCCAGCUCUGCUGGUGUGAGAGGUUGCCUCACCUGAGAAUGGCCAUUCAAGGUUAACUGUGAGGUAGAGGUGUUUUUCCUCAUGUAGAAAAAUAAGUCUGGAAAGUUUUGAUAGGAACACUCAGUUCUCAGAGCUUAGUUUGUAAUAAGUCGCUGUAUAUUGGGUAAGUAACAGAUUGGGGCCACAUUUGCAUAAUAAAGACCAAUACUACUGUAAAUUACAUCUUGCUGUCUGCAAUACCAUAAUUACAGACUUUAUGGUCUGUAAACAUCAUAUUCAAAGGCAACUAAGCCCAAGCACGUGGUAACCUAUAUGCAUCUUCUUCCUCAUGGAACCAAUGCCUGUGACUGGUUGAGGACACUGUAACAACAGCGUUGGUGUAAUUUAUAGACUUAGUACAGCAGAAUGAAAACUGGACUGCUGUUCUUUUGCCUAAUUCCAGAGUAACCCUUAUUGCUUUUAACAAAUACACCUUUGACCCCUUCAGUUGUACUCACUCUAGCUAUUUUGUGCUCAAAACAUGAGUUACUGAAUUAUAAAAACUACUUAUCCUUAGGGCGUCGGUGGCUCUUUCAUUCUCAGGUACUGUGAUGAACUCUUGAUGAAAAAUUCUUACCUGCAGAGAUGUCUUGCACAUGCUUAACUGAGUAACAGCACAUAGGCACGGGGAACACUGCCAGCGCUAACAGUGACAUGGCACUGGCUGCACAUGACUUGUCUGGGAGGGGACAGCCAGCUCUGCUUGGAAACACACCCCCAUUGCCUUUGCCUAAACCCUCAUAAAGUUUCCACAGCAGUAGUGAAAGGUGAGGAGUUGAACUCUGGGCUCUGAAUAGACACAAAGGACCUCUCCUAGGCUACCAUCAGCAGGAGGUGAGCAAAGCAUGGGCAGCCAGAGUUCAAGGGUGUAGUGGCUUUAAAAGAUAUGAUAGAAACUUUGAGGAAGUCAUUAAAAGGCAGUGUCGUGUGUCCGUGUGAAGUCCAUUGUAAGCUUUUCUAGGAACGGUGGUUGCCCUCAGAUCCGUGCAGGGCUUGGUAGGACAUCAAACACCACGUCUACUCCUUCGUCUGUCCACAGAGCUGCGUGGAUAUGCAACUGCUCAGGUGACCAGUUUAUUCCUCCUUUCUGAAUCGCUGCAAGAAGAGUACUCCUAAGAGGCUUCCCCCCGUCAUAAAGGAAAGAAGACAUCCCACAUCAUCAUUUCUUCACAGCCUGAGAAGGGCUGGAGCUGCUGUUGGGUGCAGUGUGUUCCUGGAUCAGAUCAAGGGAGGCAGCUGUGCCACAACACACCAGUGCCACCAGCAAAGAGCUUUGGGUUUGGCUAUUCUCCCACAUUUCUGUGUUAUCCUUGCAUCCCUGUCAGUCUUCUGGGACACUUCUAACUCAUCAAGAAAUAAGGGCAUUUUUCUUCUCAAGAGCUCAGCUUUGCUCGAUGGCCAACAUGAAGGAUGGAGCAGGACGGGACAGGGAACACAGAAUGGAAAGAGACUCUGGAUAUUCCACCAUGGCUGAGCAGCAGAAGCAGGAAGAGAAGCUCUGGGAUGCCUUGAAGAUCAGCGCCUACGUCUUCAGUACAGGCCUGCUCAUGUUCACUGCCUUAGUGAACUCUGUUUCUUGGUUAAUGCAGGAUAUAACUUUAGGCGAUUUCUGGCAAACAGCAUGGCUGAACGUCUACAACUACUUUGAGGGAGAUGAGUGGACAAUCUUCCUCUAUGGGGCUGCAUUGGUGCCUGCACUUGCUUUCUGGGGCUUCAAUGGAAUCCUUAUGGUGGCUGAUAUAACAGGAAAGCCAACUUUCAUUACUCGCUAUCGCAUUCAGCUGGGCAAGAAUGAUCCUGUGGACACAAAGAAGCUGCGCCAAGCCAUCUACACAGCACUGGGUAAUCAGUUCUUUAUCUCCUUGCCCAUGCUUGUGCCCAUGUUCCACGUGAUGAAAUGGUGGGGCAACACCUUCAGCAAGGAAUUACCCACUUUCCAGUGGUUUCUUGUGGAGCUAAGCAUCUUUGCCAUAAUAGAGGAAAUUCUCUUCUAUUACACACACAGGCUUGUUCACCACCCCGUCCUGUAUAAGCACAUCCACAAGAAGCACCAUGAGUGGACAGCCCCCAUCGGCGUGGUCUCCAUUUAUGCUCAUCCGAUAGAACACAUACUCUCCAACACGCUGCCUGUCAUGACUGGCCCGAUGGUCAUGGGGUCUCACAUUGUUUCAAUCUCAGCGUGGUUCUCCAUCGCUUUCAUAACAACAAGCAUUUCACACUGUGGAUACCACCUGCCCUUCCUGCCAUCUCCAGAGUUCCACGACUUCCACCACCUCAAGUUCAACCAGUGCUAUGGAGUCCUGGGAGUGCUGGAUUACCUGCAUGGCACAGACAGAGUGUUCAGACAGACCAAAGCCUUCGAGAGACACAAGGUCCUCCUCGGCCUCACACCACUCUCCGAAAGCAUCCCUGAGGUGCCCAAGAAGGCCGAGUGAACCAGCCCAGCAGCUCCUGUGACCAGCAGAGUGAGAGACAAUGAUUUAUGCCAAAUAGUAUUUUAAUUGGGAAACGAGUUAUUGUUCACACGUAACGAGACCCGAAAUGGAAGUUGAACAUGCUACUGGAAAUGACUGCACAUUUACUACAAAAAGCUCCUGCUCUAGAAAUCUAUUUUUAAGCAAAAUUUAGUGGUUUGUUUCUUAAUUACUUGCACUGUCCCUCAGUUCCAGCUGCCUGUGCAUGAGCCCAGGUGUGUUCUGGGCCACGUGGCUCUGGGGAGUUCUCACUGAGAAUUACUGAGCAUUUGGCACCAUUUCCACAGGCAGUGCUUUGGCCUCUCUCAGCAGCACUCACUCUAUAGAAACACCAGCAAGGUCACUGUAACUACAUGUGAUAGUAUUAAACCCACUAUUUUUCUGAGACUCAGAGCACCUGGCACAGUGGAUGCAACCCCUUGGAAAAGCAGUGGUGCCACAGCUUUAGAAACUCUCCCCUGCACAUGCAGCAGAGACCUGACUCCCCCUGAGCAGUCUCUCCUGGGAGAGGUCAGUCCAGCUCUCAGGUAGGGCUGGCACGGCCUCAUCGCUGCUCCACAGACCAGCAGCACAUGUGAGCUUCCCCUCAUGGGACAGGGAAGGAGCUGGGAGCUGAUGUGCUACAUGCCAUCACCUCCUCCUGCUGAGCCUCAUGCCACUCCAGGAUAGAACCAAAAUUCCACAGUGCUAAAUUACGGAGAGUCUUUCCAAGGAAAGCAGAGUCCCUGCUGUCCUGAGCUGCACAGAGAUCAGUGAAACACUGUUAAGAAAGGAUUCAGCACAGCAGCCCCCAGAGCUUUAUGCACAUCCCCAAGUACCUACAGACCCACCGAGACAUACUGUGAAUUUUCUCAAUCUUUUUAAGUUUCAAUCUUGCCUGGGGGCCUGGGACAAAAAUGCCACUUCUCCCCCCAGUGCUAGAGCAGCCCCCUGAGGAGGGGACACGCAGGGCUGACCGGUGCUGCACUCACCUGUGGUCAGCCCAGCUCCACCUGUGGAAGUCAGCUCACUUCCACAGCCCUGCUCUGGUCCCUGCAGCCACACAGGGAUGAACCCGGCCUGUUCAUCAGCUCCCACCUCCCUGGGGAGGGCAAGUCAGCAGAACAGAAAACCCAGGCUGUGGUGUCUUUUGAAGUUUUUAUUUUUAUACAUUUUUUUUUGUAUUAAAAAGGAAAAAGCAUAAUUACCACAAAUUACAAAGGACUAAAGCAUUACUAGAAUAAUGAAUCACAUCAGCCUAGAAAGCAGAUAAUCUGAAUAAUAUUAAUGUUAUAAUACAAGCUCUCAUUCAAGUAUUUUACAUUUUUCUCUUUUCCUUUUAUACGUGAUGAUGAUCCUAGCACAUGGGUCAAAGAUUAUGUACUAUCGACAGAGAUGGAUCAUGUACAGCCGGCCGUAUUAACAAGAUUUUCCUCCCAAGUGA
Messenger RNA from Myiozetetes cayanensis, 6075 nucleotides. RefSeq names its product fatty acid hydroxylase domain containing 2 (gene FAXDC2). Gene Ontology annotation, biological process: sterol biosynthetic process. Gene Ontology annotation, molecular function: iron ion binding; C-4 methylsterol oxidase activity. Lineage: Eukaryota; Metazoa; Chordata; Aves; Passeriformes; Tyrannidae. The coding region runs from base 3573 to 4613 and encodes 346 amino acids. The record is from RefSeq and is a predicted model, not a curated record. The transcript is spliced from 11 exons.